AUGGCAGACUCGGAAUUCGCAGACGACGAUUCGGAAUAUGGCUCACCUUCAGCUAGGGCUAUCGUCAUGGACGCGGCCCUUGCCCCGUUCCGCGCGCUGGUAUCCAAGGCCGCCCUGCGAUUAUACCUAAAUACGCUGCUGUUUAUGGGCGCCGUGGUGCUUCUAACUGGUAUAUCGGGCAUUGCCUACGGAGUCUUCUAUUUCAAGUUUAUUCCGACGGUCGGGCUACAGCGCGAAGUCCAUCUACAAUUUGGUUAUGGAAAUCCUUGGGGCACAGCACACUUUGACUCCGAAUUCGUGGCUCUUCAACCGUACGACGUGUCGGUGACGCUCGAGAUGCCGCGCACGCCCUCGAACCUCGACACAGGCAACUUCAUGCUUGAUCUCACCCUCUUCUCCUCUCGUCCUGCAUCUUCUCUCCUCCCCAGCCCGAACAAUGCGCCUAUCUCGCAGUCUCGCCGCCCUGCUAGUAUGACGUAUUCUUCGCCGCUGGUCGACCUUGCCCGGAGAGCGGCGCGCAUGCCGUUCUAUGUCGUUGGUUGGGACCGGGAAUCGGAGACGUUGGAGGUGCCGAUGAUGGAGCAGCUUGAGUUUGCGAAGGGCAUGCGCAACUUGCCGCAAAGCUUGCGGCUGGAAGUUCAAAGUGACUCGAAGAUGCAGAUCUAUACCGCUCGGGUAGAAUUCCGUGCCAGACUUACGGGGCUGAGAUGGCUUAUGUAUCGCUGGAAGAUUACGUCUUUUGUGGUCUUCAGCUCGCUGUUCUGGUCUGUCUCUGUGGUCUCUGCUAGCCUGACGUGGUUGGCGUUGACCUGGGUUUGGGAGGCUACGCCUAAGAAUGAGAUCAAGGAGGAGCCAGCAGAUCUUAUCAAGGAAGAGUCCGAGGAUGGGGGUGAGUUUCAUUCUGGGCAAUCUUCCGAGGUCAAGGAAGAGGAGCCGGAAAGUAGAUUGCUUUCUAGCUAUCCGGCGGAGGGUGACGAGGCUGCUACAGGCUCUGGGCUGGAAAGUGCAACAGCCCGUGGAGUCACCAACGAUGACGGUCCUCCGUCGAACCAGUCAUCGCCGUACGUGCAUUCGCUCGUCCAGUCCCUUCAGUCUGCCGGCCACACAGUCUCAGUCAUUCUCCCGCACCAACAGCGAUCAUGGAUCGGUAAAGCGCACAUUGUAGGGGCAUCCGUCAAACCUACCUACUUCCGGCCUGGUACCCUCCAUCAAGAAGAUGGGACCAUACACCACCUGCCCCGUGGGAGUGAUGGUGAACCCGACGAUGGAGGUGACGAAUGGAUCCUCAUUGACUCGACUCCUGCGAGCUGUGUCCAGAUCGGUCUCUACCACUACUUCCAAGAGCGCGGCCCCAUCGAUGUAAUUAUAUCUGGUCCGAACUAUGGUCGCAACACGACUGCACUGUUCGCAUUGUCGAGUGGAACCAUUGGCGCAGCGAUGGAAGGUGCCUGCUGUGGCAAGCGCUCGAUCGCUCUGUCAUAUGCUUUCAGCUCCAGGAACCACGACCCCGUAAUUAUUGCGGAGGCAUCGAGCCACUCGGUCAAGGUGAUUGAGCAUCUGUGCGCGAACUGGUCAGACGAUGUGCAUCUCUAUAGCGUCAACGUCCCUCUCGAGCCCGGUGUUAGCGAGAACAAGGUUAUGUAUACCGAUAUGCUGCAGAAUAAAUGGACUGGAAGCUGCUUCCAGGCCGUCGAUCCCAUAUCCGCAGAUGAUCCCGCUCUGCAGGAACAGCAACUGCGUGAUGCAGGCGAGGUGACAGGAAAGCAACCCGAUCAGACUGUUGGCGACAGCGAGAAGAGUUCCCGCGGGCACCGAAUUCAGCACAAGCAUUUCAAGUGGGCGCCCAGCUUCCAGGAUGUGUUCCGCAGCGUGGAGGAGAGUGAGCCUGGGAAUGAUGGCUGGACCGUCAAGGAGCAAAUGACUAGGUUGGUUCAAUUCUCUUUCACCCCACGAACUUCCACUGACCUCCACAGCGUCACGCCUCUCAAGGCCAACUUUAUGCCCGCAUCCGGUGUUUCAGGAGAGAUCAAGCUAUCGGAUAAUCAGCCUUCGUUAUACUCCCUCGUCGACUGCGAUGAUUCCUACGUGCAGGAAAUGGUCGAUCGGGCAUUGACCCGUCGCCUAGGAAGUGCCUCCAAGCGAGUCUCUUCUGUGUCUGACCUACAGGAUUCUUCCGCGCCGCUCUUCCAGUUCCGGGAAUAUGAGCGCCUCGACUUCGAACACAUCAUGUCCAAGCCCUCAACCUCUCUUUCGAGCGCAUACAUCAUCCGGAAAGCUUUGAUCCGCAAGCACUAUCUCUCGAAUACAGUGGCCAACUGGAUCUCCAAGCACCCCGAUAGCAUUCUGAAACACCACUUCAAGCCCGCCUUCGACUUUGAACUCGACUAUGCCGAAUUCCUCGACGAUGCCUUGCUCGAGGCAUAUGAGCUGAAUGAUAGCUUGGCCAAGAACGAGGAACGCCAGGAUGACGAAAAGGAAUGGUGGAUUCUCAAGCCCGGCAUGAGUGACCGUGGCCAGGGAAUCCGCAUCUUCAACAGCGAAGACCAGCUACGCGAGAUCUUCGAGGAAUGGGAAGUCGAUUCGGACGACGAGAGCGGAUCUGAUCAUGAAGCCUCCGGCGAGACCAAUGUUAGCGCUGCCUUGGACACCGGCAUCGUCACAUCCCAGCUCCGCCACUUCCUCGUACAACCCUAUAUUGAUCCUCCCCUCCUCCUCCCGUCGUCCUCUAACCGUAAAUUCCACAUCCGCACCUAUGUCCUCGCCACUGGCUCGCUCAAAGUGUAUGUCUUCAAGGAGAUGCUUGCCCUCUUCGCUGCAAAGCGCUAUUGCGCCCCGUACGAAGAAGACGACGUCGCCGACCUUGCUCGUCAUCUCACCAACACCUGUUUCCAGGAGGGCGGCAGCUCUAACGAGGGUAGCGUGCGCCGCUUCUGGGACCUUGACCACCACGUUCCUGGUCUCACUGCAGACUGGAAGGAAAAGAUCUUUGACCAGAUCUGCUCUGUGACCGGUGAAGUCUUCGAGGCCGCAGCCCGCGGCAUGAUGGUUCACUUCCAGACCCUACCCAAUGCGUUUGAGCUUUUCGGUGUGGAUUUCCUGGUUGAUAAAAGUGGCGCUACGUGGCUGUUGGAGCUCAACGCCUACCCGGAUUUCGGACAGACUGGCGAGGCGCUGAAGGAGGCUGUCGUUGGCCGUCUGUUUGAGGAAGUUGUUGAUGUUGCUGUCAAGCCGUUCUUUGGCUUGGGCGACGGGGCUGGCGAUGGUGAUAUGAAAUUGGUUGCUGAUCUUGAUCUUGGAAGACAUGCAUAG
Messenger RNA from Penicillium paradoxum, 3309 nucleotides. RefSeq names its product Survival protein SurE-like phosphatase/nucleotidase. The transcript is spliced from 6 exons. NCBI's taxonomy places the organism in Eukaryota, Fungi, Ascomycota, Eurotiomycetes, Eurotiales, Aspergillaceae. Gene Ontology annotation, biological process: protein modification process; lipid storage. The record is from RefSeq and is a predicted model, not a curated record. The coding region runs from base 1 to 3309 and encodes 1102 amino acids. Gene Ontology annotation, molecular function: ATP binding; hydrolase activity. Gene Ontology annotation, cellular component: P-body.